AUGACCGAGGCCCAGCGAACCGGGCACGCGCUCAAAAACUACUUUCGCGACCUUUCCACAUCCCAAUCACUCGCGGCAGAUGAAACCUCGUCGCCGACUCCCGCGCCGCAGCCGUCGGUGCGCCAGCGAACGAGAGAAACCGCCAAUGAAAUCAGCUCCCUGGCGAAGAGGGGCCCCAGCUCGAGCCAGAAGACACGCGCCGCCCAAUCCCCGGCGGGGUCUGCUCCCAAGGUAAUCGACGUCAGGAGCCUGCCCAGGGGCCUGUCGCGAGCAGCACGCGGCGGCUUUCGCGGGGGACGGGGACAGCUCGGUGCGCUGCCGUCGCAGGGGCAGCCUCCUCGCGCGCAGUCCCCUGCCGGGAGCAGAUUCUCCCGGCCGUCCGGCGGGAGGGGAAGGCCCAUGCUGCGCGGGGGUCGUGGCGGGCGAGGCGGGCGAGGCGGGCGGGCGAGAGGCGCGGACAGGGCACAGGACGACGCCAAGGACAAGCAGAAGAAGCUGGGCAAGCGGCAGGAUCCGUUCGAGGCCAUGGACCCGUACGAAGAGCAGUUUGACAGGGACAUGCGGUUCGGGGUGGCGGCCGCGUACGCGCCGUGCCUGACGCGGGAGUCUCUGGCGCCCUUUGCGCCGGCGACGCCCACGGGCGCUGCGGGGAGGCGGGCCACCGUGCUGGAGAGCCUGAGCGCGCUCGGCACGGCGGACCCCGUCGGCGUGCCGCAGGACUUGCAGGCCCGGAGCUAUGCGGCGGACCUGGAGAGCGAGGGGCGGCGCUUCUUUGCGGACGCCAAGGCGAGGGAGGCUGCGGAGCGCUACCUCCGGGGGAAGAGGGCCGGCGGCGACGGCGGCGACGGCGCCAUCAUCAGCGACGCGGAGGAGAGCGUGCGGCGCGUCGUCUUUGACAGGGCCGUUUGCGGGGAGCACGAGAAGAUGGCGUUCAGGCAAGGGCCGGUUGGCGUGGCGAGGAACUGGCAUCUGAGGGCGGAGACGUACACGGGGAGAGACGUCGAGAGCUUCGAGAAGAGGCUGACGUCGUUGGUGGGCAAGCGUGCUGGUUGA
Metarhizium album ARSEF 1941 is the source of this 1053-nucleotide messenger RNA. RefSeq lists its product as uncharacterized. The coding region runs from base 1 to 1053 and encodes 350 amino acids. The record is from RefSeq and is a predicted model, not a curated record. The transcript has a single exon. Lineage: Eukaryota; Fungi; Ascomycota; Sordariomycetes; Hypocreales; Clavicipitaceae.